CCCAGGCCAAAGGGUGGGGAGGCGGUUUCUCCUACCGCGGUUUGUUAGUCUCUGUCUGUCCCCAUCAUGACCCCGUGGGUCCCACAGGCUCGCCAUGGCCCUGCCCCGCACGCUGGGGGAGCUGCAGCUGUACCGGGUGCUGCAGCGUGCCAACCUGCUGGGCUACUACGAGACCUUCAUCCAGCAAGGGGGGGACGACGUGCAGCAGCUCUGCGAGGCGGGCGAGGAGGAGUUCCUGGAGAUCAUGGCGCUGGUGGGCAUGGCCACCAAGCCCCUGCAUGUCCGCCGCCUCCAGAAGGCCCUGCGAGAGUGGGCCUCCAACCCAGGGCUCUUCAGCCAGCCCGUCUCAGCAGUGCCUGUCAGCAGCAUCCCCCUCUUCAAGCUCUCCGAGGCCGGCGGGCGCAAAGCGCUCAGCAACGGGCACGCCAGCCCUGGUGAGGCUGCAGGCAAGGGGGGCAGCAGCGCUGGAACACCCCCAGCCUGCAGCCCCACGGAGCCUGGGGAGAAGCUGUCACCAUCAGCGGGCCCACCAUGGCCAGGGAGGAGCACCCCUGAGUCAGAGGGUGGUGGGGAUGAGGAGCCAGGGGGUCCCCCCUUCUCCCCGGGUGGGAGUGGGGGUGAGCAGCCAGUGGGCAUGGAGGUGCUGGAGCCGGAGCUGGUGCGGACGGUGGCAGAGAGCGUGGAGCGGCUGCUGCAGAGCUGCCCCCGGGGCGGCGAGGCUGAGCUGCGGGCCCUGAUGAAGCUCAACAAGAAGCUGGCUAAGGCUGUUGGGCACAUCUUCCAGCUGGAGGAUGGUGACCGGGCCAAGGAGGAGGAGAUCCGCCGGCACAGUGCGAUCUAUGGCCGCGGCGAGGCCCGGCGCCGUGAGGGCAAGCAGCUCACCCUGCACGAGGUGGGCACUACAGCUGGGUCCAUGUCGAAGGUCCGGGGGACGUUCAAGAGCAGGGGCCAGGGUGGCUCUGGAGGUGGAAGGGGCUCGGGCUCUGACCUGGGGAGGAGGCUGUGGGCUCCAGCAUGGAGAGGUGGGAGCCAGGAUCAGCUCCCACCUAGGCAGCAUCUGCCUGCCUGGAGCAGGUGCUGCCUUGGCUGUGGGGUCUCGUGGGUGCUGCUGUCCCUGCUCACACAUCAUCUCGGCCUCCAGCUCAUCAUCAACGAGGCAGCUGCCCAGUUCUGCCUGCGGGACAACUCACUGCUGCUGCGGCGCGUUGAGCUCUUCUCGCUCUCAAGGCAGGUUGCACGGGAGAGCACCUACCUGUCCUCACUCAAGGUCACCAGGGCACAUCCCGAGGAGAGCGGAGCCACAGUGGCCAAGAGGCUGAAGCAGGAGGCGGGAGAGCAGAGCCGCCCCGAGCUGCUGCCACUGCCGGGGGGACCAGAGACCCCCGGGGCUGCCUUCCGAGCCAGCCUGGAGGAGGAUACAGGCAGCCUCUCCGGGGAGAGCCUCGACGGACACUUGCAGGUGGCCGGGGCCUGUCCCCGGCUGACCCCACCGCCCGGGGUGGCCCCCGACGUGCCCCUCGGCGUACCUCCCCAUGGGCUCUGGAGCCGCCACAUCCUCCAGCAGACGCUGAUGGACGAGGGGCUUCGCCUGGCCCGGCUGGUCUCGCACGAACGCGUAGGGCGGCUCAGCCCUUGCCUGCCGGGGAAGCCCCCGGGACCAGAGUUUGAGGACGGACUGGCAGAACGGGGUGCUCCGCCCCCUCCCGAGCCCCCCCGCGGCACCAUCAAGGUAGAGCAGGAGACCAGUAGGCAGUGAGGCCCCCACAGCCCCCACCACCAUUAACAAAGCAAUAACGUGCUGGGGGACGGGUGCCGGCGGUGCUCUGGGUGCGGGAAGUGGGUGAGGGCCUGGCCACAGUCCCCCAGGGCCCAGUCCCCCCCACACCGAUGCUCUGGUUACCUCAGCCGCGGCGGGAUGUACCCCCUCCCCUCCCCCCGCAGCAGCAAUACCCUCGUCCCACUGGGCUCUGGGCUCCCGCCGCGGCUGGGAAGCCCUCGGUGGACUCGAGCCUGUACGGACCCUCCUGCCUGCACCGGGCUCCCUGGACUCCCGUCGGCUCACCCCUCGUGCUGAUCGUCCCCGCCCCCCGUCACCGCGCAGGGACACGCGCUUCACCGCCGGGAGCUGCGUGGGGCGCUGGGUGCGCCCACGGCAGCACCGCCACCCACGCCGGGCACGCAGUGCCGGUGCGCGCAGCCCCCGCAUUCCCCCGCGUCAGCCCCCGCAGAGCACAUGUGCAACUCCCCCCCAGCGCCGCGUGCAGCGUUUCGGCUGUAAAUACCCCCCGCAGCGACCACAGCUCAGCACCAGCGCCGAUGACCCCCCCCCGCAAAGACCCCCGUAGCUCCACGCACCCCCCCGCUGUCGUGCAUGGUCCCUGUGCCGCGGGGCGUCAGACGCGCCCCCUCCCAGCACAAAGCAGGCGGCGUUUGACGGGCGCUGGAGUGGGGCUGCCCCCCCGGCCUCUCGGGCUCCCUCCUGCCCCCUCCUUUCGGCGAGCCGUGCCCAAGCCCCGGGGUCCCCCAACCCCUUAGGACUGUGUGGUGUCUUUUUAGAGCAUUAGCAACUCUUCCUUUGUAAUGUGUACAGUAGAUUAUUUAUUUUGUUAUUUUGGAAUAAAACUUUAUUUUAUGGCU
Apus apus (common swift) is the source of this 2637-nucleotide messenger RNA. RefSeq names its product NGFI-A binding protein 2 (gene NAB2). The transcript is spliced from 5 exons. Bases 95 to 1756 code for a protein of 553 amino acids. The record is from RefSeq and is a predicted model, not a curated record. Gene Ontology annotation, cellular component: nucleus. NCBI's taxonomy places the organism in Eukaryota, Metazoa, Chordata, Aves, Apodiformes, Apodidae. Gene Ontology annotation, molecular function: transcription factor binding; transcription coregulator activity. Gene Ontology annotation, biological process: negative regulation of DNA-templated transcription.